Messenger RNA from Hibiscus syriacus, 3586 nucleotides. Its product is annotated as structural maintenance of chromosomes flexible hinge domain-containing protein GMI1-like. The transcript has 23 exons. The coding region runs from base 1 to 3537 and encodes 1178 amino acids. NCBI's taxonomy places the organism in Eukaryota, Viridiplantae, Streptophyta, Magnoliopsida, Malvales, Malvaceae. The record is from RefSeq and is a predicted model, not a curated record.
AUGUUUCUUUUCUUUCUCUAUUAUCAUUAUUCUUCAAGCAAGCACUUUUUCAUUGCAGAUACUGAUGCUGGAUUCAAUCCAAUGCCUUCAAAAACUGAUUUGGCGCACCAUAAUCCUUUCUCCAUUGCUCUUAAGAACUUUGGUAGUAGGCCUCAGGACAAAGAAAAAGAUGUCAAUGUUGACAUUCAUAGAGAUGGAAAACAGUUGACAUAUUUGCAACUGGAAAGGGAGUACCUGGAUUGGCUUCUUCAAAUGCAUCGUAUGUAUGAUGAAGAAAUCGACUGUGGUGAGGAUCAACCUAUUAUUGUUGUCAGUCCCUUGAACAAGAAGGCACUAGGAAUAUCAUCUGAUGUGGUAAGAGUUCAUCAAAUUCUGAAGAGAAAGGGAUUAUUGUGGAAAAGUGGCCAGAAAAUCAAAGUUCUCAAGGGUGCAUGCACCAAGUGUCAUAAGAAUAAUGUUUAUGCAACGAUAGAACAUUUCUUGCUUGAAGGAUUUCAGGGGGAUUCUGGUGGAGAAGCUCGGAUUAUAUGCAGGCCACUAGGUAUAGAAAAUAGCUGUAAGCUUUCUAUAAAGGGUGGAACUCCCAAUUUGGAUAUUCAGGACUCAUUAUCACUUCCAAUUAGCGUGAUUGAUUCUGGGAUGUGCAUGUCCAUUGAUAAUUCUAAUUGGGAGCUCCAACUUAGGAAACAAAUUCAGAAGACUCCCUCAAGAAUUGAAUUGCUGAAUGAGAAACAGUGUCAUCAGUUGGAGGUUGAUGGGGCAUUGCCGUCCGAUCUUCCAAAACAUGCUGGACAAACCCCUCCAAAGGUCAUUGUGGCUGUUUUUCGUCCAAGUAGUUUCACAUUUUCUCUUGCUUCAAAUUACUUGGACCAGAAGGACAUUGUGAAGGUUAAUUUGGAGAUGUCAAUGGAAGUCACAUUUAGAAGAACCAAGAACCAUCAAGAUGUUGAACUCAUUUACUCUGUUCGCAUUGCACCUUCAUCCUUCAAAGGGUUUCAUGGCUUGUAUAUGUUCCCACUCGGGGUGAAGUUCCCUCACUUAUUUCAGAAAGCAGGUGCAUAUACAUUUUCAUUCUCCGCUGAACAUUCGGGUUGUCCGAAUUACAAACAAACGAUUAUGGUUGUGCCUUCAGAAAAGGUUGGAAAGUGGGAGCUUCUUCAUGAUGAAAAGUUUCCAUCUUAUACUGUAAGGGUCGGUUCAUGUUUUCCACCCUUAUCUAUUGCAUGUUAUGACGUUUAUGACAACCAAAUGUCAUUUACCUCCCUUCCUAGCUUAAAGAUCAAGCUCAUCAUGAAUGAAGAUUUGUGUAUUGAUGUGGUCAAGAUGAAGCCUUCUCUUUCAUCUGAUAAUUCGGUCUUUAUUAUUAAGGAUGUUGUGAUUGAAAGUAAUGAGUUGGACUCAAUCCGGCCAAAUUAUGCAGCCACCUUGAUGAUAUAUAUUCAAGAUGCGUCGAGAUCAGUUUCUGUGGAAUGUCAUGUUACUCCUGGAGAUCUACACUCUAUCAAAGUCUGUUCACAACUUCCCCGAAAGCAAUUACUCCCAGGUUUUGUAGUAGAGGAGUUUUUGCUAGAGGUGUUCGAUGUGUACGGCAAUCAUGUUGAAGAAGGCUUGGAAGUUGAAUUCCAGUUGGAUGGUUUUAGCAUCCAAGGUCAAAUAGGCUCGAGGUUUAAGGUGGAUAACCAUGGAUGCAUUGACCUAGGGGGACUAUUGAAAGUAACCACAGGUUAUGCAAAGCAAGCUUGUCUCUCUGUUUUACACAAUGAUGAAGUAAUUUUCAAGCAAGAUUUUCAAACUGAGAAAAGGGAGCUCAGAAUAUCAUCAAGUGUACCGGAGCAAUGCAUUGCUGGUUCCUCACUGGAAAAUAUAGGUUUUGAAGUUGUAGACUCCAAUGGGGAUGUUGAUAAAACAUUUCAUGAUGAUGAAAAAUGUGGCCAAUUCCAUACGCUCGUAGUUAAGUCAGAAUCAUUUGAAGUAGAUGAUUCUAUACGCUAUGUGUUCAAGCAUGGCCGCUGCAACAUCACUUCUUUUCCCCUUCCUCAAAUUGAAGGGCCCCUUUGCUUCAAAGCUUUUCAUUCUCGUUACUCUCAGCUAUAUUGCGAUGUUAAGAUUUGUCUUGUACAUGCUCCGAUAGUCAAUAACAGCGAGGUUGAGGUCCACACUUCAGAUGGAAAGAUUUCUCUUCAUGCUCCAAAAGUCGAGAACAGUGAGGUCGAGCCACACACUUCCGGUGGAAAGGUCUUAUUCCUGCAGAACUCACCAUUUGUCAAUAAUGAGAAUGUAGGAAACCUACUGUCCAUAGUGAAAUAUGACAAGGAACUAGAGAGUGAAGUGCUCAAAUAUGCUGAGCGUGUGGGACAUAGGGAAAAUUUUCUGAGAGGUCUUAAUUGUUGGAAAACAGGCAUCGAGCACGAUAUUUCUAGGUUGCAAGCUUCUCUGGAACCCGAUUUAGUGAACAAUCUGGAUUGCUUGUCAACAAAAGAACUAAUGAAACUGAUCCAGGGAAGAGAUCAUACUGCAGCUGCUAUUGUCUGCAGUCUUGCUCAAGGACCACCGAUGAAUAUCACGGAAGAUGUAGUAGGCGUGGUAGCACUCCUAGGAACAGUUUGCUCUGUUCAACUUAGCAGGAUUUUAGCCGAGUACUUGGGUGAAGAUCAAAUGCUUGCGGUUGUGUGCAAAUCCUAUUAUUCAGCGGGUGCUCUUGAGCAAUAUGGGCAUAAUGGUGAAAUUGAUUCUAGGUUCGGUCUUCAUGCAGAAGCCACCGCUCUUAGUAAAUCUUUAAGUGGUAGAUUUCUUGUUGUCUGCCUCGAGGAUAUAAGGCCUUAUUUGGGAGGGGUUGAAUUCAAUGACCCUCAAAGGAAGCUAGUCUUACCAGAUCCUAGCUUACGAUUUGGACACUGCCCUCCAGGGUUUAUCGGUUAUGCGGUUAACAUGAUCAACCUAGAUAAUCCUAACUACAGAACUGAUUUCGGCCACGGUUUGAGGGAGACUCUUUUUUACAGACUUUUUGGCAAGGUUCAAGUAUACGAUACAAGGGAACAUAUGAAAAAGGCUCGUGAUUGCAUAAAACAUGGUGCUGUGUCUCUGGAUGGUGGGAUUUUGAGAAAGAAUGGACUUAUAUCUCUUGGAUUCAGGAAUCCGGAAAUAUAUUUUCCAGUCGAGAACAGGAACGUGUCUCCUCAAAGCAAGAAAAUCAUAGAUCAAAUCAAGGAAAAACAAACUGAACUAACAACCACCUUGCAACAUAUAGAGAAAUCAAAUGAAAAGCUUAAGAGAGACCUCCUUAGGCUCAACAAGAAAAAAACCAAGUUCCAGAAGUACAUGGAUAAUACCGACGAUGCGAUCAACGAUAUCGUAACUAUGAGCCCACUGCAAUACACCCAAGAGCUCGGAACUCCCUCUCAAUCAACUCCGAGGUAUAUGUGCCCACUGCAAUACACCCAAGAGCUCGGAACUCCCUCCCAAUCGACUCCAAGGUACAUGAGCCCACUGCAAUACACUCAAGAGCUUCGAACUCCCUCCCAAUCGACUCCGAGGUGACUAUAUUUCUAAUCGACAACUCUUUAUUCGCUCGAUAGUUCUAUAAAGA